Messenger RNA from Vigna umbellata (rice bean), 537 nucleotides. Lineage: Eukaryota; Viridiplantae; Streptophyta; Magnoliopsida; Fabales; Fabaceae. The record is from RefSeq and is a predicted model, not a curated record.
AUGGCUACAAAGAAGAAAUAUUUAGAUCGGGGAACAAUUGAAGUACAGGGAAAUCGUAGUGUGAUUUUGCAGAAGACAUUUCCUCCUAAAGUCAAAGAUCCGGGAAGUUUUACUAUUCCUUGCACUAUUGGGAAUUGUGAUGUAGGAAAAGCUCUAAUUGAUUUAGGGGCUAGUAUCAAUUUGAUGCCCUUAUCAAUGCUAAAGAAGAUUUGUGGUCUUAAGGUCAAACCUACAAAGAUGGUGUUGCAAAUGGCGGAUAGAUCUACCAAGAAUCCCUACAGUAUAGUGGAGGAUGUUGUGGUACAAGUUGACAAACUUAAAUUCCCAGUGGAUUUUGUGGUGAUCGAGAUGGGGGAGGAUUUGAAAAUCCCUAUCAUUCUUGGAAGGCCAUUCAUGAAGAGAGCUAAGGUUGUCAUCAAUGUAGAUGAUGGAGUUUUAAUGCUUAAACACCAAGAUGAAGAGGUGAUUUUCAUGUCUUUGAUGAUGGGCAACCGAUUCAAGAGAAGAAGACUAUCCCAAAAGAUACAAAGUUGUUAA